Babjeviella inositovora NRRL Y-12698 is the source of this 2274-nucleotide messenger RNA. Its product is annotated as pseudouridine-5'-phosphate glycosidase family protein. Gene Ontology annotation, molecular function: pseudouridylate synthase activity. NCBI's taxonomy places the organism in Eukaryota, Fungi, Ascomycota, Pichiomycetes, Serinales. The record is from RefSeq and is a predicted model, not a curated record. The transcript has 4 exons. Bases 1 to 2274 code for a protein of 757 amino acids.
AUGCAGAAAAGUGGACUCUCUUUUCCAGUAAGAGUGUCUCCAGAGGUGCGCGACGCCAUUGCAUCCAACAAACCGGUUGUGGCCUUGGAAUCCACCAUCAUCUCCCAUGGUCUUCCCUUCCCCCAAAACGUUGAUAUGGCUUUAUCGGUUGAGAAAUUGAUCAGAGACAACGGCGCUAUUCCUGCCACGUGUGCGUUUCUUGACGGGGUACCGUGUGUCGGCUUGAAUGAAAGUGAGGUGCAACAGCUCGGAGAAGCCCAGAAGGUCAACAAGGUUUCGCGCAGAGACGUGGCUGUUACAAUGGCCAAUGGCUUAAACGGUGGUACCACCAUUGCCACCACCAUGAUCUUGGCGGAAUUGGCAGGCAUCAAAGUAUUUGCUACCGGUGGCUUGGGCGGCGUGCACCGAGGCGCGGAGAUCACCAUGGAUAUCAGUGCCGAUUUGGACGAAUUUGCCAGAACAGCCGUGGCUGUCGUGUGUUCCGGACCGAAGUCCAUCUUGGAUAUUGAAAAAACCAUGGAAUAUUUGGAAACAAAAGGGGUAUUGGUGUCUACGAUGGGCAAGGAGGGCACCAACGUCCCAGGCUUCUUCGUCACUGACAGUGGGAUCAAAUCACCAUACAACUUCCAAUCUGUUGCGCAGGCUGCUUCCAUAAUCCACUACUCCGAACUUAUGAGAUUGAACUCGGGGCAGAUUUUCUGCGUUCCUCCCCCAGCGGAGAUUGCAUUGGACAACUCGAUAAACGCAGUCAUCGACGCGGCCGUCAAAGAAGCAUUGAGUCUUGGAAUUAAGGGUAAGGACAUCACGCCGUUCUUGUUGAGCACGGUCGCCAAAAAGAGUGGGGGCAAGAGUGUCAAGACCAAUAUUGAGUUUGUCAAGAACAACGCCAUUGUUGCCGCGGGUAUCGCCAAGGAGGUUGCCAGCUUACGAGGUGAGACGAUUUCUGAAAUGACAUUUACCCCUUCGACUAAUUUUUCAACCACCCUCACCAAAGAAAACGCCAUCAAUGCCAAACCUUCAAAACUAGAGAAAAAGUCGAUAAAGUCCCUCGUAAUUGGGUCUUUAGCCCAGGAUACCAUUUCUGCGUUGCUGACUGACAACUCGGGUGACUCUAAUCCCGGUUCCAUUACCACCUCGGUUGGGGGCGUCGGCCACAAUGUUGCUCUUGCGGCCAGUUUCGCCUCUCGAAAGUACGCAAAGAAAGGCAGAGAUGAAAUCCGCCUUGUUAGCAUUGUGGGCCAGGAUGCGGUUGGAAUGUCGUUACUCCAAAGUUUAACCGCCGAGGGCCUUGAUAACUCCGGUGUCUACGUGUCUAGCAAACCAGAUCAAAGGACGGCACAGUAUGUUUCGAUGCAUAAGGACUCUGGAGAGUUGAUUGUUGCCUGUGCUGACAUGUCGAUUAUUGAAAAGAUUCCCGUGAAGCAUUUGAGAGAGCAGAUUGUGAAGUCGCAGCCCAAAUGGCUUCUUUUCGACGCCAAUCUCAGCGAGGAUACUAUGAAUGAGUUAAUCCUGGCCACUAGGGACAUUAAUAUAGGUGUUGUUUUUGAGCCAACCAGUUCUGAGAAGUGCAAAAGACUAGCGAAGCUGGAAUUGGGGGUGUUUCCGCUGCAUUCUGUGAACUUGAGUACCCCAACGUAUGGUGAGCUUGCAAACAUGCACGCAGCUAUGAAAGAGCAGGGGAAGUUUGAUGACCUUGAGAGAUGGUUUCCGGUCCUAGAUGCCCUAGGAGUCAAUUCUCAGUUUAGAGAAGUGUUAACACUGAUGGGGCAUGGAAACACCUCGUUACGUAAGGCGUUGAAGUUGGGAAUCAUCCAGCAAGCCUUGUCGAUCCUUCCCUAUAUCCCCAGCUUGGCCGUGAAAAAUGGGGCUGAUGGGGUCUUAAUGAUCAAUAUCACUCAGAAUGCCGACAUAUACGAAUCUCAUGUUAACAGGUUUCCCCAUGAUGGAAACGAUCAGGAGACGUACAAGCCAUCCUUCACUGCUGUGUCCAAGGGCACGUUGCUCGAUGGAGGGGGCAGGAUGGGCGUUUUAGUGCAGCACUUUCCUAUUCCAAAAUCAGUAGAGAACAUCAAAAAUGUCACCGGUGCUGGUGAUUCGCUCAUGGGAGUUAUUAUGGCUGAGUUGGGCAACAGCUCAGGGGAUACGGUUUCUUCUGGAUGGUUGUACGAAUCGAACGCGGAACGAAGUCAGGUUCUCUGGAGGGGAAUGCGCGCCGCUGGUUUGAGCUUACAGUGUGAUAAUUCCAUCAGCAAGGAUAUUCAAACGUUGGAAUAG